Apus apus (common swift) is the source of this 5352-nucleotide messenger RNA. RefSeq names its product microtubule associated protein 9 (gene MAP9). Gene Ontology annotation, biological process: mitotic cytokinesis; regulation of mitotic cytokinesis; mitotic spindle assembly. The record is from RefSeq and is a predicted model, not a curated record. Gene Ontology annotation, molecular function: microtubule binding. The coding region runs from base 1 to 1491 and encodes 496 amino acids. Gene Ontology annotation, cellular component: astral microtubule. The transcript is spliced from 11 exons. Lineage: Eukaryota; Metazoa; Chordata; Aves; Apodiformes; Apodidae.
AUGGCGGGGGAAGGCGGCGGCGGGCGGGAGGAGCAGGAUGAGCUACUAGAAGCAGUUGCUGCUCAUGCAGUAAGGGAGCAAACAGCUGAAUAUUCAGACGACUUUGAGAGUGACGAAGAUGGCAUAUUAAAUGGUACUGGGGAAGAACUUAAUGAAAGUAAUUCAGGUGUUGAAAGCACUAAGAAAUCAGUUGUUGAGAGUCCUCUCUCAGAUGAUGAUACUUCUCAAAAAGCACCAGAUUUGGAAAAUGAAGCUGCUGAUGACUUGACUUCAUCCAUUCUUGAAAAGAAGCUUCAGCAAAUAAUUCUCUUAGAAAGUGGAAUUGUACAAGAUGACGGAAAAGGUGGUGAAGAAGGUCUAGAAAAUCAAAAUGAGGAUGAUGACAGGAAAAAUAAUGAAGAGUGUUCACCUGCUGAAAAAGUACCAUGUGAUAAUACUGGAAGUGACCACUGUAGUGACUUGCCUGUUGGUAAACUACUUGAAAAAAUAAAUCAAGAGGAAAACAGACCAAUACCAAAGCCACGAAUGCACAAAACAAGAAAUGCUUCAGCAUCAGAUCGAGAUCAGGAGAUCAGCACCAGUGACUUGAACCUGGAGGACAACACUAUAAAAUCCUCUUCUGUAAUGGAAAAACUAAAUGAAACAAAGGAGGAAGUUUUACAAAACACCACAGCUUCUUUAUCUGACAGGUCUCUGUCUUCUGUGCACAUAAAGAAAAAGGCAAAACCUGUUUCAUCUCAGUAUUUGGGAACAUUAAAGGUAUUGGAGGAUAAACACAUGCGGAAGAGCAGUACAGAAUUUGACAAAGCAGAUAGUUUACGAGCAGCUGUUUUCCAGAAUUGGUUGGAAAAGAAAAGGGUCUUUUUAAUGGAAUUAAAGAGAGCUGAAAAGAAGAAGGCUGAAAAUUUAAGGAACGAUGCUGAAAAGAAAGAAGCUUUUAAAAGACAGGAAGCAAUUGCAUCUUUUGAAGCCUGGAAGAAAAAGAAAGGAAGAGAAACAAAGACAUUAAGUGAAAAAAAGAAGCUUGAGGAACUUAAGGAAAAGAAAGCAGCAGAACAGAAUGAGGAGAAAACAGAAGCAGCACAGAAGGCAUUUGAAAAAUGGAAAGAGAGAAAAGUGGAAUACUUAAGAGAGCAAAGCAGAAAAGAAAAGCAGUCUGAAAGAAUCAGAAAGAAGAAGGAGGAGGAACUGGUUGCAGAGAAGAAGAGACACAGCAUGUCAGCAGUUGAAAAAUGGAAUGAAGAAAAGAAAGAAUAUAUUAAACAGAAGAAAGCAGAAAAAACCCUAGAGAGAAGAAAGCAAGAAAUAAAAGAGGCAGAGAAGGAAGAAAAAAAUAAAAAAGCUCUGGAGGAAUAUGAAAAAUGGCUGGAAAACAAAGAGAGAAAAGAGCAGCUUGAGAAGAAGAAAAAGAAGUUGCAGGCAGUCCAUGGGGAUGAAGUGCCUUUUCCCUGGAGUCCACCUGGCAAAGUCACGUAUUCAAUGAAUUACUGAGCAGUCUGUUGCCUUCUAUGAGAAAAGGUGACCGAGAAAGUUGUGAUGGGGGUAGUAAUUAUUUCGAUAACAGCUGAUCUUCACUGGUCCAAUAGAUGUUGCACCCUUUCUUUUUAGUUUCUUUUCUCUCUGGAAUUUAAAUAGAUCAGUUAUCCCUUCCCAUUGCUUUAGAAAAUGUACUGUUUUUUUCUAAUUCCACAUUUAACUUAGUUUUGCUUAGUCCUGUGUUACUUCGUUCUUUUUUUUUUGGUGAAAGUGUACAUUCAGGUUACAUAAAGCUUGCUUUUUUUACCCAAUAAGUAGCAGAAUGGUAAUUUUUAAGUUACUAGGCCACACUGCUGGGGAGUUAAGCCUGGAAGAAAUGCUUUAUGAUGGAGUGGAAUGAUAGGCAAUGAAAUUUUGGCUUUCUUGUGUUGAUAGGAAGAAGACAAAAGGCUAAGUAGGGGGAUGUCAUUUUCAUACACAAAAAGCUACAGAGAACAUAGAUUAAUGUUACAUUAUUAAGUACAUUAAUGUUAAUAGAUUAUGUUACAUUAUGAAAUACAAAAAUAGCUUUUAAAAUAAAACUUUCCUGAAGCAAAAACAGGAUUUAAUGAGGCCAAAACCAGUCAGCCAUAUGAUGGUACAGAAGAGUUAAACUGGAAUCCAUAUAAUGUAAAAUGAUUCAGGACUAAGUAAGACUAGAGCUGUUAAUUCUAUUUCAGGUCUUCAUAUACAUCCCAUACAUUUCCUGGUUCCUACAGGAAGCAACAGCUUUAGAGGCAUGUUUUGCAUUUCACACAAAGUCUUACAUAAAAACUGAAAGGGCAGAACAUUGGUGCUCUUACGAGGCAACCUUAGACACUGAAAGUUAUUAUUUUGGAACUUAAUUUAAGGGUUUCUUUGGUUGUUUUUACAUAAUCAAGUAAAUCCUUCAAAAACAUACUUCCAUCUCUGCUAAUGAGCUAGGUGCUGCAGUUAAAUAACUAAAAUUUCUCCUGUUUUUUUGUGGCUGUUUGCUACCCUAUUUUGGAAGCAAGGGCAAGAGUAUGUGUCCAUGGAGAUCUUCAAAUCUCUUGUUUGCUUACUGUCUAAACUCAAGUUGUUACUUGUGUUUGUAUUUUCUUACUUGAAUUUUAAUAAUACUCCAGAUGAGAUUUGCUCCUCAAGCGUAUAUUCUUAAAAAAACUCCACAAAACCAACUUCACCAACCAAGAAGUAAAAAACUCUAGUCUUUAAAUUAUGUAUGUAUUUUCUCAAAUGAGAAUCUUGCUCCUAUUUGGACUGACAGCCUUCUUGGGAAGUCAGAGGAGCAUUUGAGAAGCAGACUUGCCCUUUUUGCUCGAGUCCUGUGCUGUUCAUAAAUUACUGAGAUGCUCAUUAAUUCCGCAUUUUGUGUAGCACUGCGGAAUCUCCUCAAAAAAGGAAGACCAUGAGGCUGGCAAGCAGAUGAAUUUCUUUGGUUUCCUGAUGUUUCUUGCUUGUUUUGUAAUAUUUUAGUGAGACCCACUGAGGAUUCAGAGGCAUUUAUUUUGGCCAGAACUGUUUACAUUAGUGAAUGCUGUACAGGUGAAAUUGAUUGCUGGUAUGUAUGUAAAAGAGCAAUGACAAGGAUAUCUAUUCUGUCUCAUUGUUGAAUAUGGUCCUGUUCAUUAUUGUUAGUAUGAACUCUACUUCUGUGAAUUCCUAAUUCAGACCUUUUGCAAAGUUUAUUACAGAGGCAGGCCCUGGAAAGCAAAAAGAUAAGGUAUCUUUGUUAAAAUAGUAGUUAGUGGUGUAGGGACCAUCAUUAACCUAAUUUCUAUCAAUCAACAAGGGUAGGGAAGGCUUGUAAAACAUACUGUAUUUCUGUUGCAUGUGAUCUGUUGAAAAUAUCAAGAGGUAUUUGCUAAUCUUCAGAAUAAUGAUGAGGUUCCACUAGUAGUUGUGCUGGAUUCAUGUACAAGCAAAUCAUCUGGCAGAUGAAAUUUGAUCCAUUGUGAGGCGUGGUUGGAGAUUUGAUAUAACUCAUAGGCUAUGAAGUAUUUUUAUUGCAGGAUUAGCUUUUACUAUAUUUCCUUCUAUUUUACAUGACAAAUCUCAGCUUCCAGUGGCCUUUCAUGUACCUUGUUCAUGGUAGCCUUAUUGUGUAUUGUGGUUUUUGAGCAGCUCUGUGCAGGUCCUGUCUCUUGCUUUAAUGUCUGUUUUUAACUCAACAGACAGUUGUUCUGGACCUGGCUGUUAUUCUUUUGUUUGUUUCUAGCUGCCUAUCACUGGGCUGCUCACCCAGAAAUGUGGCUGAAACAGUUUUUGUUCCACUUAAGAGUCUGUAGAGAAGUUGGACUCUUAGGACACCUAUCCUUUGGUCAUAUACAGUCUGCAGAUAGUGCAAACUUGAUAUCUAACAGUGGACUUGCAUUACAAUAGUGACUUUUUUUACCUUCUGAGUCUCAGAUUUAUGCCAAGAGUCAUCACUCAAAUGCUGAGGUAUGGCAGCAUUCAUACAGGCUCAUACUAAGCUCAUAUUUUUUCAUUUGGGAGGGAGACAUCAGUCAAGAAGUGAAGAGGGCAGGAGAGAGGCUGGAGCUUUCAGGAGCACCCUGAGGCCUGCAGUGGGCUCUCGCCCCUGGAGUCUGGCAGUUUGUGUUUUUUCUUGUAGGCUCUCUUCAGAGUGGUACCCAACCCUGCAGUGUUGCAGUGCAUUGCAUUAGCACAGAUGUUUCCAGUUUGGGAAUCUUGCCUCGUAGGUUUUUUGCAGAGAUCCUGCAAAUCCAGACUUUCAUCUGGCUUAAGCCAGCUUGUAGCACCAGUAUUGCAGACAAGUGAAUAUGUGGAUUUCAUAAACUCUGGGUCUGGCUGUUAACUCAUGGCAGGUCAGGCAUUUUUUCCAGCAGAAGUGUUAUCACAGUGAUGGUAUUGGCAUCCAAAGAGACAGAACCCACUGGUGACAGAAACUUUGAAGCUGAGACGAUUCAUGGCCAGAGUAGCGUCAGUGGGCAACCUAGGAGGUAGGAUGAAAUUGCAGGUGUCAGCAGGAGAGACAGCAGAAUUACAGCACAGACAGAAUGCAACAGAACUGCCAACUCAAAAUUCACCCAUCCAAAUUUAAGGAAAAAAUACUUAACAAAUACAGGCAUUUGCACUGGAGCAUUGAUGUGCAUUGUUGGUUCUCUAGGCUUCUAGCACUUGGAGCCUUUAAUUCAGCUUGAAUAUGUUAAGAAACUAUAGCUAUAAUAUCAUGGGGAGAUGAAAUAUGUAGCAGACAGCAGAGUUUGCUGUAUGACUGUCAUGAUCAGAUCAGGAGAGUAUGAGGCAAAGCAGCCUGGGGGAAACAAAUCAUCUGGAUCUUUAUUUUUGCGAUGUCCAGCUAGAGCGAGGUGCCAUUGCUGACAGGCCUGUUGUUUUGGAAUGCAAUUGAAAAGUAUGGUAGAGGUAGUGGCACAGCUAGAAAAGGGUUUAUCAUGUGCCUGUGCCUAAACCAAAUACUGCAUCUUUAUUGGCUUUAAGUUUUUAGAUGACGGGAUGGAAGAAUUUUGACAGAAGAAGGAAUUGGGAAUAUGUUGGUGACAUAUUUCAGAGGAGUGAUAUACCUAGCACUCAAAUAAUUUCACAGCUUUCCAAUCAGAAAAACAUGCUGAAGAUCUGUAGAUGUGGAAAAACAGAUGAUACAACUGUGGUUUUAACUUACAUAAUACGAUUUUAGGAGCUUUGUCUAAUUUUAUGUUGUAGAAACUUGGAUAUGUUACAGCAUGAUCCAAGUGUAGAAAAAAUAGAGCAGAUAAAUAUAAAUAUAUGUACUUUAAUUUAUAAAAAAUGUAUACGUAUCUGUAUAAAUCCUGUUAAUAAGUUUAUUGAUGACAGAGGGAAAAUAUUUUGUGUUUAAUAAAAUCUAUUUUAGUAUAA